This is a messenger RNA of Mobula hypostoma (lesser devil ray), 4052 nucleotides long. It is a transcript of the gene tomm70, whose product is annotated as translocase of outer mitochondrial membrane 70 homolog A (S. cerevisiae). The coding region runs from base 47 to 1777 and encodes 576 amino acids. The transcript is spliced from 12 exons. Lineage: Eukaryota; Metazoa; Chordata; Chondrichthyes; Myliobatiformes; Myliobatidae. The record is from RefSeq and is a predicted model, not a curated record. Gene Ontology annotation, biological process: protein import into mitochondrial matrix; protein insertion into mitochondrial inner membrane. Gene Ontology annotation, molecular function: transmembrane protein transporter activity; protein binding. Gene Ontology annotation, cellular component: mitochondrial outer membrane.
UCCUUCCCCUUGACUCCCUUUUCCUUCUCGGUAGCGAGCAUACCUGAUGGCGGCUUCUAAGCCUGUGGACUCGCAGGCCAGCACCGGCUUGUCCCGGUGGCAGUUGGCGCUCGCCAUCGGCACCCCCGUCUUGUUGGGGGCCGGUGCCCUCUACCUUUGGAAGAAAAGGUCCGUGUCGAAGCGGAGCGAGAGGAAGGCGCCGGAGGGUAGCUCUAGUCCCGUGCCGAAGGAGGGGAGUGAUCGUGAGGAGAACCAGACGGAUAACCAGAGUAUGCUGGAUCAAGCUCAAUCUGCAAAGAAUAAGGGAAACAAGUAUUUUAAAGCUGGAAAAUUUGAACAAGCUAUUCAGUGUUACACUGAGGCAAUAAGCAUGUGUCCUUUGGACCAGAAGCAAGACCUUUCAACUUUUUACCAAAAUCGGGCUGCAGCAUUUGAACAGCAGCUAAAAUGGAAGGAAGUUGCUGAGGACUGCUCCAAGGCUGUAGAACUGAACCCCAAAUACAUAAAGGCACUAUACCGCCGUGCAAAGGCUUUUGAGAAACUAGAUAAUAAGAAGGAGUGUCUGGAAGAUGUUACUGCAGUUUGCAUCUUGGAAGGAUUCCAAAACCAACAAAGUAUGCUGCUUGCUGAUAAAGUCCUUAAGCUACUUGGAAAGGAGAAAGCUAGAGAAAAGUAUAAGAAUAGAGAGCCCCUGAUGCCCUCCCCACAGUUCAUCAAAUCGUACUUUAAUUCAUUUACUGAUGAUAUCAUCUCACAGCCUUUGCUUAAAGGUGAAAAGCCUGAUGAAGACAAGGAUAAAGAGGGUGAAGCUGCUGAUGUCAGGAGAACAGGAAGGUCUGGCUACCUGAAGGCAAAACAGUACAUGGAGGAAGAGAACUAUGACAAAAUUAUUAGUGAAUGCACUAAAGAGAUAGAGACAAAGGGAAAAUAUGUGGCAGAAGCCUUGUUGCUUCGGGCUACCUUCUACCUGCUAAUAGGCAAUGCAGCAGCUGCUCAACCUGACCUUGAUAUGGUUAUUAGUAUGGAAGAUGCAAAUGUGAAACUGCGUGCUAACGCACUGAUCAAACGUGGAAGCAUGUACAUGCAGCAACAACAGUCAAAGCUGUCAACACAAGAUUUCAACAUGGCUGCUGAUAUUGAUCCUCAAAAUGCUGAUGUUUACCAUCAUCGUGGACAGUUGAAGAUUUUACUUGACAACGUUGAAGAGGCUGUUGCAGAUUUUGAUGAGUGCAUUAGGCUGCGUCCAGACUCUGCUCUAGCACAAGCUCAGAAGUGCUUUGCUUUGUAUCGUCAGGCCUACACUGGAAAUAAUCCUUUGCAGAUUCAAGUGGCUGUAAAGGGAUUUGAAGAUGUCAUUAAAAAUUUUCCCAAGUGCGCAGAAGGUUAUGCAUUAUAUGCACAGGCUUUAACUGACCAGCAACAUUUUAGUAAGGCAGAUGAAAUGUACGAUAAAUGCAUUGAACUGGAACCAGACAAUGCAACAACAUAUGUUCACAAAGGCUUGCUUCAGCUUCAGUGGAAGCAGGACUUGGAUAAAGGUUUGGAAUUAAUCAGCAAAGCCAUCGAAAUCGAUAAUAAAUGUGAUUUUGCGUACGAGACCAUGGGUACCAUUGAGGUCCAGAGGGGAAACCUGGCAAAGGCUAUUGACAUGUUUAGCAAAGCCAUUAACCUGGCCAAGUCCGAAAUGGAGAUGGCUCAUCUGUAUUCACUUUGUGAUGCUGCAUAUGCACAGACCGAAGUUGCUAAACAAUAUGGAUUGAAGCCCCCAACACUGUGAUUAAAAAGUUACUCAUGAUUUACAUUCUUCUGUUAAGUCUUUGAAUCCUUUUCUAACUUGUUGAAUGCCACAGUGAAGUUUGUGAGAUUUGAUAUGUAUUCUAUAUAGUGAUUGAUGAAUGUGUGCAAAAUAACUUGCACACAAGUUGACCUACGAAGUGGCACUGAGCAAAAUAUUUGUUUUACACGAGCAAGCCACAGAAACAUCUUUUAGUUAUUCUCAGAAGGGUGAUCAAUUUUUUAAAGAAACCUAUGUACAGUAUGUUUGGAGCUGCCCUUUAAAAGUAUGUUGUGAUAUACAAACAAAUAUAAACAAAAUUAAAUUGUGACUGUUCAUAUUUUCUGCCAUGAGAAUGAGCAAAAUUUAUUAUUUUAUUUGCAUUUUCAAAUGUUCCUUGUUUAGAUUGCACAAUGUAAUGACAAAUAUUUAAGACUGGCAGUCACAGUUAAAAGGUUGAGCAUGCAUCAUAUAGUAUCCAACUUGAGAUAGUUUUGAAAGUCCUUACAUUCAUCAUUUGAGUUAUAAUAUUCUAAACCUUUGAUAAAAUUUCCAUUUAAAUAAAUAAUGUUAUACAACAAAGCCCUAUUCAAAUUGCUGUGUCCAUGAUAGAUUACAAGGUGAAAAAGAAAAAUUUGGUUGUUUUUUUAAGUGGGUAAUUUUCCAAUGUGGAAGAAUACUUGUUUUGCAUUUUUUCUGUUGACACCCGCGAACCCAAAUAUUUUUCCAGUACCAGUGCUAGAUAGUCAGCCUGCCAGCUUGGCCUUUGAACUAACUUUUAAAUCUUUUUUAAUAUACGUUCACGUGCAAUUGUUACAAAAUGAAUUAGAUUUUGAUCUUGCUAAAGGUUCUUUGUCUGGCAUAUUUUCUUUGGAAAGAACCCCAAAUGGAAGCAUGUGUUCUUCAUAAAAGCAUUCCAUAUUACCAACAAUUAAAUGGCUGUUAAGUAUGUUGGAAAGUGCACUGAAAAAGUUAUUGAACUGUUUUUUUUGUAAAUGAUAUACAAUGUAAAAGUACCCAAUAAAUACUACAUUCAGAAUGAAAAUGGUUACAAUAUUCAAACCAAAGUAGUAACUUCAAUGUCACUACAUUGUAAAGGGCCACAAUAGUAUGACCUAUUAAAGGAUUGUUUGUUUUGACAUUGUCUCUACAUCCAUGAGUGCACAUGUAAACAUCAGUCUGGAGAUAAAGAGGAAACGUUGCACAGGUAGAGUACCUUUCACACCCUCCAUGUUCUGAAGCACUUUUCAGCCAGUGAGGUGUUGAAAGUAAUUUUAUUAUCAAAGCACAUACAUGUUACCGUAUACUACCUGAAGAUUCAUUUUCUUGCAGGCAUUUAAGGAAAAAAGAAAUACAAUUGAAUUUUAUAAAAUACUAUAAAAAGCCAAUGUUCAAAUGAAGACAAAGGGUGUAAAUAAAAAUACCGAGAACAUGAGACUGCUUGAAAAGGGAUUUGUGAGUGGUAGAAUCAGUGUAGAGUAAUGGUGAAUGAAGCUAUCCACAACAGUUCAGCUGCCGGAUUUUGUAGAGCAAUAACUGUCCCUGAACUUAGUGAUACAGGACCCAAAGCUUCUGUACUUCCUGCGUAGUGGUAGUAACAAGAGGAGGGUAUAGCCUAGAUUUACAUGGCGGCACUCAUGUAAAUGUGCUCAAAGGUGAGGCGGUCUUUGCCUGUGAUGUGCAGGGGCGUAUCCACCAUUUUAUGUAGCUUUUUGUAUUCCUGGGCAUUGGUAUUUCCAUACCAGGUUGUGAUGCAACCAGUUAGGAUACUCUCCACACAGUGCAUCGAUAGAAGUUUGACAUGCUAAAUUUAUGCAAACUUAGAAGAAGAUAGUGGUGUUGUGAUAACAAUUAAGUUUUGUAUUUUAUGUAUAGUUGGUAUUGUAAUUUGGAAAUUCAAGACGCACAGUAUUGGUUCCACGUUCAUCAGGAUGAUAAUGACCAGGUACUUUCACCCCAAGUCUUUUUUGUGUUCAAGUUUCCAAAGUGAAACAUUGAACUCAUAAUCUGAUUCUGAUGAAAGUGUUGCAACUUAGACAUAGAUGACUUACAAAGUGGCAGAGGUAAUGUGAAGGCAAGGGAGUGGGAGAUUACAGUGCCUGCAGAUAUUUAAUACUAAUUAAUGAAUGCAUGACUAGGCUGAGAUACCAGAAGGCAAAUCUCUGGAACUAUAUUAUUACUUAUGAGCUAAUGUUUGUUUAGAAGGCAAUUUUUACCUCCAUGCUAAUUGUAUAUUGAUUUUUCCACAAGACCUUGCUAAAUAAACUGACUUCCAGCA